GUUUACCGAUUGCUGAUAAAUAAUGAAAGAGAAAUAAAUAAUAUAACAUGUUAUCAUGUGAAUUCGUGUAGAUGUUGUGUCAGUGAAAAUGAAUCUGUGAACGUAUCUGUUGACCUUGGAAUAGAUAAAUUAUAAAGUGAAGAUAACAGAUGAAGAAAUGAAGUAAUAAUCGAAAUCAAUAUUACGGACGUGAAUUUGUCUUACAAUUCUUGCCAACAGUAAGUUUAUAGUUCCAGAAAAAUGGCUCAGAUAGGUGGGGACAAGAUGGUUCUUGUCCAAUUUUUGGAUAUCUUAGCACUGAGUAUAUUGGUACCUGCAGUGCCCCCUACAAUUCUAAAAACUGGAGGUACUUUAAUGCACCUUGGAUGCUUAAUGUCUUUAAGCGCAGCAGUAAGAUUGAUAUCUUCCAAAAUUUGCGCUGAACUUUUGAAGGUAUCUGGAAAACGGACUUUACUCCAGUAUUCCCUCAUAAUUAGUUGCUUCUUCAAUGCUCUACUUUAUCUUGUCUCAUCGUGUUUUUAUGGAAUAAUGCUAAAUAGAGUUCUAUUCCUUCUGUUCAACCAAGUGCCCCUUCUUUCUUCUAUGUUGGUAUCCAAAGAAGAUGGGAAUCAAAGUGCGCUCAAAAAUCCGUUAACACAAAGGCUAAUAGCAGGUUUAGCGGGCUGUGCAAUAGUUGGAUCUAUUAUCGAUUCGAAGGGUGGUUUUUAUGUGUUGGUACUAUUGUCCACUGCCAUAUCUGGAAUAGCAGCUGCAAUCGCAAUGCAAGACCAACCAAAAGAGAAAGAAAAAGAAAAACAGCUGACCCCAUCCACAGUAAUCGACGUUCUGAAAAAAACUUACGUCUCUACGAUGAAGGAUAUUCGAGAUAUCGACAUCCAUUUUGCCAAUUGGGAUGCACUUCUGACCAAGUCCCUCCUAGUAAUCAACGCUAAAGUUGUUUACAUCUUAUUCGUGGUGUUGAUUAUUUUCGUGUUUCAAGGAAAAGGAUCCUUGGUCAAUGCGACUGCAGCCUACCAGACUAUUAUUCUCAGUUUAUCUGGCAUAGCUUUCAAUAAACUGAAUCUGUACGUGAAUAACAUGGGAAAUCCUAAGCAAAUAUUAGAAAAGUCACUGCUCGCUUGUAUACUUUGUGCAUUCUUACUAAGUUGCGCACCCAGUUAUUCAUUUUAUUUAUUCAUGUUUAUACCAUUCGUUAUAUCUAGAGCUUUCAUUGAGUACUACUUCAUAGAAGUUUUUGAAACUAAGAAAAACCAGAAGUUAACUCAAGACCUCGAAACGGUGUCUACAAUUACUGAAGUUGUGGGACCCUUAUUCGUCGGUUUAGUGUUUCAACUACUCAAACAUAAUGCUUAUAGAUUAUUAACAGUGCUUCCGUUCGUAGCCAUUUAUUACAUAGUUAGUAAAAGAGUGUACAGAGAAGUUAAACCAGAAAAAACUGUAGAAACUAAAGAAGAACAAAGUAAAGCAAAAAAGGACGAAUAACACACUGACUAUAUCGAACAAAAAACCCAAAAGUGUAAAUGAAAUAGAAAUAAAAUCUUUUUAUUUAA
Molecule: messenger RNA, 1550 nt
Organism: Harmonia axyridis
Lineage: Eukaryota; Metazoa; Arthropoda; Insecta; Coleoptera; Coccinellidae
Exons: 6
Coding region: 241-1482 (413 amino acids)
Source: RefSeq, a predicted model, not a curated record